GAGCUUAUUGCCCUCUUGUACCCAAAGACUUGGCAACGGCCUCACUGGUGCCUUAUCCAGCCAGCCCACCAUCAAACCUACUCGUUUGUCUAUCUUGGAUUUGGGCGGUCCGUCAUGGGGGACCACUCAAUAGAGGAAAUUCUCAGAUUCCUGUUUCUUCUACGUACACUUGUUCGUUCCACAAACAUUGCUACCCUUGUUACGAUCCCCCCUCAUUUGUCAGUGCGAAGCGAGAUUUCCGAUGAUUUUCUGGGUCAAAUUGCGUUCUUGUCCGACGCUUGUGUAUCAUUCAUGGGUUUUGGAGCGGACCCCUCCUUAUCAUCUUUGUUCAAAGCCUACCAUGGCGCCGUCCACCUCCUCCGGCUUCCUUCCGUACACACUCUACUCCCACUUUCUCAACGGCAUUCGAUUCUACGCGGUUCCUCGAGCGGAGGAGAUAACAAUCUCGCAUUCAGGUGUACCCGGAAGCGUUUCAUAAUCGAGACGCUCCACCUAGACGUUGAAGGUGGCGUUGCAGAACGGCGCACGACCCCAGCACCCACGACAUCCACGAUGGCCUCCAUCGAGUCUGCAUCACACGGUGACCAUGGGCGUGUUACUGGAACGGUAAUAUCGUUACCGUCUGACGCAACUGCCUCAAUCAAGAUCACUCUCGAUAGUGACGUCAUUGCUGCCUACCCAGCAUCCAAUAGCGGUGUUACCAGCAGUGACAUCUCAUUCCCAUCUAGAGAUGCUUUGCCCAAUACUAGUUUUAAAAAGGCAAAACCCCAAAAACGCGUCGCCUUUCACUCUAAUCGCCCAGAUCUGUACGAUUUUUGAAGGAGGCAGCAGUACAAUUUAUGUACUCAUAAAUAUACCGUUCGGUGCUUGUACAAUGCAACCAAAGGAGGGUAGUGCCUUCAAACUACUGGGUUUUUCCAAGUUUCCUGUUCUCCGCCAUUCAAGCAUGCAGAGACCGCGAAAUGCCUUUGUGACAGCCAAGGAAGGUUGAUUAUCUUCCAAGCUCGUAAUUCAGAUGUCUAGAAGUCUAGAUUUGGGAAAGCCCCUAUUCAAAAGUUCCUAAGGUCCAAAGGAAAAAGAAGUGUGUCAAAACACGGUGGAUCAAUCGGCUGGCAACGACGUUCUGUUGGCCGCAUAAAGUCAGAGGCACAUGGGGUGAGAAAUAAUCUCGCCUUUUGCCAUGUAUCGCGGAAAUGAUGGGAGGCAGAGGGAUCAUAAGAGAAUGGUAAGUAGAUCGUUAAGUCAUAAAACAAGUGUACACAGGCAGCG
This is a messenger RNA of Cantharellus anzutake, 1269 nucleotides long. RefSeq lists its product as uncharacterized. The coding region runs from base 292 to 819 and encodes 175 amino acids. The transcript is spliced from 3 exons. Lineage: Eukaryota; Fungi; Basidiomycota; Agaricomycetes; Cantharellales; Hydnaceae. The record is from RefSeq and is a predicted model, not a curated record.